ACGUCAGCAAAAUGUAAUCAAAUUCCAAGGAAAUCAUUGUGAAUGUUAGGAAAGGCUUACGACGAUUCACUUUUAUCAAAAACACAAACCUACGAGUGUUACAAAGCUUUCAAAGGUGAUCGAGAGAUCGUUAAAGACAUGCCUCGAUCUAGACGACCUUCGAUCUCUUCAACUGAUGAAAGUAUUAAAAAAGUGAAUGACAUAAUACUACAAAAUCGUCAGGUAAGUGUUAGACAGAUGCCAAAAGAGCUCGGAAUCUCUCGCGACUCCGUUCGAAUUAUUUUGGGUUUAAUACGCGAUCUUGCUCUACUCGUUCCGAUAAAACUGAAAGAAGAGUACCAUAAACGGGUCUCUUUAGACAAGUUUGAUCGAGCGAAUUCCAAUCCCACAUUCGUGGGAAGCAUAUUAACUGCCGAUAAAACGAGGGUUUAUGAGACAUGCAAAAAAGUCAACAAUUAUCAGAACGGAGACAAAAAAAACAAGCCGAGUUCAAAAAACGACGCCAAAGUCGCUCAAAAAUUAAGGGGACAGGCGGUGAAUAAAGAGUUCCAUAUUGAGGCGUUUGCGUGAGAAAAUCCGUCGAAAACGGCCGGAAUUGUUGAAGAACAACUCAGGGAUUUUACGCGAUGACGAAUUUAAAGCCAAAAAACGCAAUGAAUACAAUUGAUUAACCACCGUAUUCACCGAAUCUGGAUGCGUGUAAUUUUUUCUUGUUCCUCAAACUGAAAUUUGUGCUCCGUGAGACCCGUUUUCGGUUGUCGAUCGAAGAGAUAAAACGAAAUUCGCUGGAGGAGCUGAAAGCCAUCCCAAAAAGUGCUUAUGAAACGAUUUUCGAGAACUAGAAAACUGUUGGUAAAAAUGUAUUAUAUCUGGUGGAGAUUACUUUGAAGGCGACAAUACAAAUAUAGAUGAAUAAUUAAAUAUUUUGCAAACUUUUACAAUUUCUGAGUACUUUUUUGUCACAAUGUAUACUUCAUUGGCUCUUCUUAAUAUGCAUACCAUGUAUCCAUUUUAGGAUACAACAAGUUACUAACAAUAUUGACUGACUGUAAGUUAAAUCCCAGACUUGAUUUUCAAUCAGAAGUUUUAAUUGUUUGUAUCUUAGUUAGCGUUGGUAAGAAAAUACUACAGAAUUCAAAUAUAAGUGGUUAGAAUGAUUUCAAUAUUUCGAUCGAGUGGAGGAAAGUUGGUCCAGAAAUUUGGAAGAAACUUGAUUGUUAAAAAUAUAAAAAAGUUAUAAGAUUUGUUAUUUAUUUUGACUGCAUUCAACUGCUACUCAGAGAUCACAUCAGAGAUCAGCGUCA
Molecule: messenger RNA, 1304 nt
Organism: Bactrocera latifrons
Lineage: Eukaryota; Metazoa; Arthropoda; Insecta; Diptera; Tephritidae
Exons: 2
Coding region: 43-570 (175 amino acids)
Source: RefSeq, a predicted model, not a curated record